AUGCGAUAUCGAUUGACGCGUUUGCUUCAGUCAUCGGACUUCCCACCACCACUGCCAAAUGCUCUGCGUGUAUAUCUGGAAAAUGGUCAGACAAGGUCUUUCAGAUACGAUGAUUCAACCACAGUCAAGGAUAUUCUGAAUUCAAUCUUCUCCAAGCUACAACUGCGGGCGAAGCAAUAUUUUGCGCUCGCUAUUGAAUACUCCUUAGGUGCUCGAUCGAGUCGAAUCAGUUUGCUGAGACCUGAGACAAAGAUCGUUACGAUAUCCGGAUGCCAAAUUCUGACCAUCUGCGAUGUGUGUUCCGAUUUCGCGUUCAUCCCAAAGGAUAUCGAAGCGCUAUGGUUGGAAGACCCUCGAGCUCUCGAUUACUACUAUCAGCAGUGCACAGCCGAUGUCGUGCGAGGCCGAUAUGCAUUUGAGAUGAGGUAUGAGGCCUGUGUUCGGUUAGCAGCCCUUCACAUGCAGCAGGUUACCAUCGAAUCGAAUCUGCUCAAGGAGAACAAUACCGUCUCAUUGACUAGAUUAGUAUCUGAAUAUGGCCUGAACUCAUUUUUGCCGUCGAUUCUACUGGAAAACGUGAAGCGUCGGGAAAUUCGGAAACACGUCCGUUAUUAUCUGAAGAAAGAUAGUGUAAAGUUGAGCGAGAGCUUAACAAAACAAGGCUCACGAUGUGACGGGCAGCAAUCCUUUCUCUCAUUGCGGGUAACCGAUCCGUCGGUAUCAUUACGUGUACGUUAUUUGGAUCUGCUCUCACAUCUGCCGUCAUUUGGAGGACGAGGUUUUUCGGUGACUUUCAAGGAAAGCCAGAUCGAUAUGAUUAUGCAGAUCGAUCCUCGAAUAGGACUACUCGUUCGGCAUCCCGGCAAAACGGGUCGACCGACGAUAUCGAUUGAUUACGAUCUUAUUGAUCGGCUAGUGGUUCGACGAGAUUCAGAAAUUUCGUCGUUGAUCAGUAUUCGACUGAAAAGCAAUCCUGACCAGGGCCUUGAAUUCCUCGUAGACAAAGAUGACAUCGAUGACCUCGUUGGCUACAUCUGCGGCUAUCAGUUGAUCCAUUGUAAUCGACAACUGGCUUGCGAUUUCGACGAAACUCCGCCUUCUCAAAUACAACCGCCAACUAACCCUCCGCCCUACUCGGCUGUUCACAAAGUGAUUCCAUGCGGAUGGAAUUACUCAAGUGAUAUCACUUCAAGUGAUCAGAGCCUUGAUUUGACGUCCGAACCACCACCAUACGAACUGGCGAAUUCAUUCGCCGAGUCACUGGAUGAGAAGAGAACGGCUAGCCAUAGUCCAAAGUCAGAGAAAAGCAGGUCACCAGUGUCGUCGCGACGAAACUCUGACGUCACAAAGAAGCUGCUCAAAGCCACCGAUUCACUUUUAACGAAGAACUGCCAGAAGUUACAGCGAAAGGAAAACGGCAGUCCAUUAGCACCAAGAUCGGCACGUCAGAUGGAAUCAGUGUCCGACUCGUCGGAUGCAGAAGACUCGUCGUGGAGCAGUCCUGUAAGAAGUCCAUUCAUUGAUGGCGCGAUCAGGAAGAUGAUGAAUGGACGGAAUGGUGUACGAGCCCGGCCGGCGAGAAUCCAUCGAGACAGAGCAGUAGCGUUCAGCGAACAGGUUCCCAACCUGGAGACGCUCAUUCUCUUCUAUCAGGACAGUAACGGAGUGAAAUCAAAAAUGGCUCAGGUCAAGGAAAAUGGAGCUACUGCAGCAAUCAGCCAAGGAGAUGACCGCAACGUCGUGGCGGCUCCAAUGGCCUCUAUCGAAGAAGAGAUGACAAUCAGUCAGAUCACAGCCGCUUCCUGA
Messenger RNA from Ostertagia ostertagi, 1806 nucleotides. The record is from the annotation of a GenBank genome assembly. NCBI's taxonomy places the organism in Eukaryota, Metazoa, Nematoda, Chromadorea, Rhabditida, Trichostrongylidae.